Molecule: messenger RNA, 738 nt
Organism: Didymodactylos carnosus
Lineage: Eukaryota; Metazoa; Rotifera; Eurotatoria; Philodinida; Philodinidae
Source: the annotation of a GenBank genome assembly
AUGGCUUCAAACGAUCAAAAACUCAAUAUGGCUUUAGACGAUAUAAUAAAAGAUAAUCGAAGACAAAAUAAUAAUCGUGGUCGAGGAAGAGGUGGGAGAAAUCAGAUUCAAAACCAACGACGUGGUGGCACUCAGGGAAAUAGACGUGGUACUACUGGUCGUGGACGCAUUACAAAAUCAUACAACAGAGGUGCAAAUCGGGGAAGAAGUAAUCGUGGAAGAAGUGGAUAUGCCCUCAAUAACACCAGCAGAUCUUCAAAUUAUCAACAAAAUUCAAAUGCUUAUCGUGGCAGUAACAAUAACCAACGACUACCAAGACGUGGUUAUCGAUCAAAUCCAUCAGCAACGUAUAAUCCUCUUCGACGUGAUACAAUAUCUUCACCACCGAAGCAACAACAGUCACGCUUCAGUAAUACAUUAUCAAGCUAUAAUCAAGGUGGAAAUAAAAAUGGAGCUCAAGAUGUUGGAUCAUUACGUCGACGGAUGAUAGCGGCACAAAAAGCAUUGAAUCGCGCACAAAAAACAUUAGCAUCAAUGCCAAAAAUAAGACUACAACGACAAAAUUUUUUACAACAGCCACAAAAAUUAACAAAUAUUAUGUCACGUAAUCGCAACGGUGGUGCAAUUAUGAAAAGAACAUCGUUGAGACAAAAGUCAGCAGGCGUCAAUGCAGUGAGUCUUUGUGAAUUAGUAAAUACAACAGAAAUUCAAUUUUUACAUAAAGCGUAUUUAUUCUGA